UUGUCAUGGUGGAAUUGGAGGUGUUAUGUUGUUGGUGAGGAACUGCGGAUUAUAACGGCUUUUAAAUUGAAAGUGGCCGAGCUUGACUGUCGGAUUGAAUUCGUUGCUAGUUACCACGAGAAGAGCCUGUUGAUAGUGAUGACAAGCGACAUGAUGCUCUUCCACUUUGUCGUGAAGCUAAACGGCAAACCAAGCAAUAGUGUGAUUCAUCUGAGGGAGAAUAUCCUUCUAAUUUCUCAUCAAGAACGAGAUCUUAGAGUAUGGGAUCUCGAAUCAGAAGAGAAUGGAACAAUUUCAUUGCAUUCAUCCAAGGGAUAUGAUGCUGAUGAAGCUAUCAUUUGUGUGGACUACUGUAAGCGAAGAGGAAUGAUAUCGGUUGGAACGACAAAGGGAAAAGUGGCGAACUGGAAGCGUCGAGUGGGUGAGUUAUCGAUGGAGAAUGCCUGGCGGCUUCAGAACGGCAACCAAAUUGGAGGACAGGUAGCAUCACUGGAGUGGUCGCCGGUUUACUCGGCGUUGGCCGUCUACUCAGACAAUCAACUGACAAUUCUACAAGACGAGAAUACCAUCGUCGCCGCCAUCCAGAAUGGUCCAUCGUCUUUCACGCUUGUCAACUUUGAGACUGCCGUCAAUCAGGAUCUUAAACUCGAUUUUUAUGUGAAAGGCAUCUGCUUGCAGGAGAAACAGCUUGUUGUUUGGAGCAUUGGCACGGUGACAACCUUCGAUGUGCAGUCAUCGCUAGCGACCAUCCAAUCGUCGUCAUUCACCUGCAACGCGCUGGACGUUGUCAUCUACCAUCAAACCCUCUAUUGUAUUGAAGGCGAUAAAAUCAACGUCAGAACACUACAGGGUACGAUUCGUCAAAUACUCUCAUUGCCUGAAAUGGAAGGUGAUCCUAUCCAAAUGCACUCGAAUCGGGACUGGCUUGCUGUCGCAACUUCUACAGGAUUUCUUAGGAUCUACAACAUCAGUGCCAAGCAGGAGUAUCAUUCGAAAUAUAUCGUCGAGGCUUUAGAUGAGUUCCAUAGAUUUUCAUCGAUGAAAAUGAACAUCUCGGGCAAUCGCAUUGCCUGUACAUACUAUAUUGGCGAACGCUUACUUGUGUGGGACGCUGAGGGUGACAUCGUUGUGCACUUCUCAUUCACACUGGGAAUGACCGAUCAGCAGCAGUACGAAGCUGAAGCAGAACUUGCCAGUUCGCAAGGUCGACCAGUUACUGCCGCAGCUAGGAAAAUGGAACGGGAGCAGACGAGAUUCCGACUGCCGAUGCACGAGCCAGGUCCAGUCUUUUGGGAUGAAACCGAUGACCGAUUUCUGGUCUGCCAUGUGAAUGAUAUGAUGUUGACGAUGUUCGUGACGUCCGAGCACGGUAUUCAACUGCAGGAUCUCAUUCACAAGUCACACGCUUCCGAUCUAUUCAUUGGCGUGUCGGUGCCGCAUUUGUACUUCACUAAGAAAAUGGAAUUCGACGAAGAAGAAGUUCGUGGUGAGAAGACGAUUGGUCGAUUUUUAAUUGCUAGAACGCUUCGGGAAUUUUCUGGAGUCGAGAGUUGUGACAGCGCUACGAGGAAAGGAAUGAUGGAUUUCUGUUACUACCUCACUAUCGGCGACAUGGACGAAGCCUUCAAAGCGAUUCGAUUCAUCAAGAGUGAACGAGUGUGGGAGCACAUGGCGUCGAUGAGUGUGCGGAGCGGCCGACUGGACGUGGCGGCUGUCUGCCUCGGAAGGAUGCGCGACGCGCGUGGUGCACGAGCGCUGCGCCGGGCGCGGGACGCCGGCAGCGACAAACUUCAGCGCGCCGCGCUCGCAGUUGAGCUCGGCAUGCUGGAUGAAGCCGAGGCAGUAUACAUCAGCGAAGGUCGAUACGACAUGGUAAACAAAAUUCAUCAGUUUCAAAAUGCAUGGAACCAGGCGUUUGAAGUCGCCUCUCGAUUCGAUCGUAUUCAUCUCAGAAAUACUCACUAUAAUUAUGCGAAAUAUCUCGAAAGAUCUGGUGCCAUCGAGCAGGCCAUUGAAAAGUAUUUCCAAGAAUGUUCGCUGAUAAUCCGAAGAUACUCGAGAGUUAUUGAACUUCACGCAUGGUGGGCUCGUUAUCUGGAAAGCAUUGGUGAAUUAGAUGGUGCAAUUGUUUUCUACACUGCCGCCAAGGAUAUAUUGUCACUUGUGAGGAUUAAAUGUUCACAAGGAUUACUUGACGAGGCAUGUUCCAUUGCUCUUGAUACCAACGAUCGUGCAGCUUGCUACCACCUAGCACGGAUCUAUGAAGUACAAGAGGACUACUCUAAGGCGGUUGACUUCUAUACGAAAGCGCACGCAUACAAUAGCUCUAUUCGAUUAGUUAAGGAACAUGGCAUGCGAGAUCUUCUGGCGAAUCUCUGUCUUCUCGCAGGCGGAAGUGAGAUCGUUGAAGCUGCGAGAUAUUUCGAGGAUAUCCCCGGAUACGCGCAUCAAGCUGUGAUGCUUUACCAUAAGGCUGGGAUGGUCGGUAGAGCACUUGACUUAGCGUUUCGUGCAGAGCAGUUCAGUGCUCUCGAUCUCGUAACCAAGGACCUUAAUGCGGACUUGAGAACCGACCGAUAUUUUCUUUUCUUCGAAUUUUCUGUCAAUUAUGAGAAGGCUGUUGAACUUCUCUGCAUGGCCAAAGAGUUCAACGCUGCUAUCGAAAUGUGUCGAACGCGGAACGUGCGGUUAACAGACAAAGUGGCUGAGUUGAUGACACCUACUAAAGAAUCGGCUCCUAACGAAACUGAACGAAAGCGAUUACUCGAGAACAUAGCCGAACUUGGAGUGCAACAGGGCAACUAUCAUUUCGCUGCAAAGAAGUACACUCAAGCCGGCGAUAAGCUUCAGGCGAUGCGCGCCCUCCUAAAAUCCGGCGAUACUCAGAAAAUAGUGUUCUUUGCUAAUACUGCUAGAAACAAAGACAUCUACAUCUUAGCAGCAAAUUACCUACAGACAACGGAAUGGCAAGGAAAUGCUCAAAUCAUUCGUGAUAUUGAGACGUUUUAUUCAAAAGCACAUUCUCACAUUCAUCUAGCCAGUUUCUACAAGUCUUGUGCAUUUGUAAGUCAUCCUACACUAUUGCCAACAGCUUUUCAUUUCAGACUCUAUGCUAACGACGAAAACGAGGCAGUGCUGCAACUUCAGAAUCUCGUGGAGAAUUCAACGGAAGACUCCAUUAUUCGGCCAAGCCACAUCUACGGUCUGCUGAUCGCGCACCACGCGGGGAAGCAAAAUUAUAGGAUGGUUUGUGAACAGGUUCUAGUAGCGUCUCUUUCUUCUUUCAGUGAUGAAAAGAAAGAUGAACGACUUCAUGUCAUUUUGAAAAAUCGCGUUGCUUGUAGCCGACAAGAAAGAGCAAUCGGAGAUGAGGGUGGUCGUAAACUGGCUGACACAUUUUUUUUGAAUACGUUGUUUUUAACGUUCUAUCAAACUUUUCCAUUAUGUACAUAA
Messenger RNA from Angiostrongylus costaricensis, 3453 nucleotides. NCBI's taxonomy places the organism in Eukaryota, Metazoa, Nematoda, Chromadorea, Rhabditida, Metastrongylidae. The record is from the annotation of a GenBank genome assembly.